AUGUCAACGAACGAUUCUAAUGCAAAAUCAUCGACAUCAGUUCCAACAAAUACAUUGGAUGUUCAAGAAAUCUCUACCUUAAUUGAUGGUCAGCACUUUAGUGAAGCUCUUAGUUAUCUAAUGUCUUUAACUGAACAACAAAUCUAUGAUAAUACAUGGGAUUUAUGUACUUAUCUAUUUCAUUUAUUAGAAAAACCAUCAGAUAAAUUAUGCAAUGAAUAUGAAAUAUAUUCUCAAGAUGCUUUAAAACAUGUAGCCGAACAUGGUAAUCCUCGUGAAAUGUUAAUCAUUAUGCUUGAACAAUCUGAUAAAUUUAUAUCAGAUGAAGCUUUUGUAUUUCAUAUACAAUUAUUUUUAAUAAUUAUUAAACGUUUACCAUUAAAACCUAGUUUAAUAACAUCAAUCGAUGAUAUUCUUUCAUUAUUAAAAUGUCAUCUAACUACACUUGAAUUACCAACAAUUAAUAAUGAUUUCGCAGGUAAAGAUUUAUUGGUAUAUAAUCAUGAUCAUCGUGUUACUCAUUUACUUAAACUGACUCAAUUCUAUGUUGAUUUUAUUUGUCAACUUCGUGAUUAUUUUUCAACAACAACUAUGAAUAAAAUUUUUCCUAUUCUAGCAAAAUAUUUAAUAUCUCUUUUACAAGAACCACUUUCAUCACUUAGUUAUGAACCCAUUGAUUCACAAGAAAGUUCAUCAUUUACAUCAAUUCGUCCAUUAUUAGAUUGUUUAUUUACACUUAAUCCAAAUCCAAUUCAAUUAAUUAAUGAUAAAGAACAACAAUCUGUUUUUGUUUAUUUACUAUUAACAAAAAAUCAUUACUUUUCAUUAUUACCAUGUGUUUAUUCACCUUAUUUUUAUCUUAUUCUUAGUAUUCCAUUUAUUCAACAAUUAAGUAAUGAUCGUGAACGAGUUAUGUUAACAGAAAAAGCAUGUGUACUUGUAUCAAAUGUUUGUUCACGUUUGAAACCAAAUAAAGAAUUUGAUUCAACAUUAUUAGAUAAUAAUGAUAUUCAUACACUUAUUGAUACAUUAAAAAUUUUAAUGGUUCAAUCACCUGCUCGACAAUACGCACCAUUAACAAUAGGUGCAUAUCGUUCAUUAUUUCGAUCAUUUAAUCCAUUAGGUCGUUAUACUUUUCUUCGACAACAAUUAGCUAAAACACCUUGUGCAGAAGAUUCAUAUCGAACAUUUCUUUGUACGUUAGUUAAAGAUGAAUUUUUAUAUGAUUAUCGAUCGUUGUCAAAUGAGAUUUAUAAAGGAUUAUCAUUAUUUCAACUGCUAGAUCAUUUAUGUCGUUUACCAAAUGGUAUAGAAUCAGAUUUACUUGAAAUUUACGAUUGUCUUUGUUCAACAUUGAAUUUUAUUCGUUUUAUUGGUCUAAUUGAUAAACAAAAUAUAAAUCGAACAUUAUUAUGGACAGAACGUUUAAAUCAUUUAAAUGAAACAUUUAUAAAACCUUUAAGAAAAUCAAUUGAAUUAGCUCGUGCACAUUAUAAACUUGAAAUAAAAAAUAGAAAAGAAGAUAACAAGCCACAAAAAAUGGAUACGGAAAUUUUAGUAGAUAGUAAACCUUUAUCAAUGCCUAGUAAACGAGAACAAUUAGAAACAUUACAUUCAGCAGUAACAAAAUUUGAUAUUCUUGAUUGUAUACUUAGUACUCUUAGUGAAACAUUCGGGGGAGAAUUGUAA
Rotaria sp. Silwood1 is the source of this 1689-nucleotide messenger RNA. NCBI's taxonomy places the organism in Eukaryota, Metazoa, Rotifera, Eurotatoria, Philodinida, Philodinidae. The record is from the annotation of a GenBank genome assembly.